AUGAGAGCUGUGGCCCCAGCCCUGCUCCAUGGCUCCCUCAGCCUAGCACCUCUUCAGCCAGACCCAGGACCAAGCUCACAGUAUGACCUGUCUGGGACCAGAGCUGCUCUCCUUCUGGCUGUGAUACAAGACCGGCUAGGGUCACGGCACGAUGUGGCAGCACUCAGGGACCUUUGCCAGGUCUUGGGCUUCAAGGUCACCCUGAGGAUAGACCCUUCAGCUCAGGCCUUCCGGGAAGAGCUGGCUCAGUUCCGGGAAAAGCUGGACACUCACAAGGGGGGCCCUGUGAGCUGUGCCCUGGUGGCCCUGAUGGCCCAUGGGGGACCACAGGGGCAGCUGCUGGGGGCUGAUGGUCAAGAAGUGCAGCCAGAGGUGCUGGUGCAGGAGCUGAGCUGCUGCCGGGCACUGCAUGGCCACCCCAAGAUCUUCCUGCUCCAAGCCUGCCAUGGGGGGAACAGGGACCCAGGUGUGGGGCUGAGAGCUCUCCCGUGGUACUGGCGUUGGCUGAGAGCACCCCCAGUCACCCCUACCCAGGCAGAUGUUCUCCAGAUCCACACCGAUGGCCCAGGCAGCCCUACCUCCACUGCAGGGAGCUCUGGCCAAGCUGACAUCCUUACUGUGUAUGCAGCUGCUGAGGGCUGUGUGGCCUAUCGGGAUGAAAAGGGCUCAGACUUUGUCCAGACGCUGGUGGAGGUCAUCAGGGCCAAGCCUGGAGGAGAUCUCCUUGAACUGCUGACUGAGGUCAACAGGCGGGUGUGUGAACUGGACGUUCUGGGGCCAGACAGUAAUGAGCUGCGCAAGGCUUGCCUGGAGAUCCGCAGCUCGCUCCGGCGCCGGCUUCGUUUAUAG
This is a messenger RNA of Acomys russatus (golden spiny mouse), 849 nucleotides long. Its product is annotated as putative caspase-16. NCBI's taxonomy places the organism in Eukaryota, Metazoa, Chordata, Mammalia, Rodentia, Muridae. Gene Ontology annotation, biological process: proteolysis. The transcript has 7 exons. The coding region runs from base 1 to 849 and encodes 282 amino acids. Gene Ontology annotation, molecular function: cysteine-type endopeptidase activity. The record is from RefSeq and is a predicted model, not a curated record.